AUGUCCACAGUCCACCAAAAUUUUGACGUCGUUGUCGUUGGUGGCGGUAACGCGGCCUUGUGCGCUGCGUUAUCCGCAUAUGAAGCUGGAGCAACGGUGGCAAUUCUCGAAGCCGCCCCAAACGAAGAGCGCGGGGGCAAUAGCCGAUUUGCGACCGCUGUCUUUCGUGUGGUGCAUGAGGGGCGUUCCGAUCUUGAGCCUUUACUCACUCCCUCAGCGAAGGCCACCCUCCAGAGACAAUGUCGACUAGGCCCUUAUACAAAGGAGAUGUACAAGGCAGAUAUGAUGAGGACGUCUAAAGGAUUCAGUGACUGGGAGCAGGUCGAUGUUGUUCUGGAUCAUUCACUGGACACCGCCAAAUGGAUGCACGGGUUAGGGGUUGAGUGGCAGCUCAGUAUAAGCAAGUUCUUCGAUGAGGAGAGAAUCAAGGACCAAACGACGGACCUGCCAGCUGGGUCAGCCAUGAUGGCCGCCCAUGAAGGUGUAGGCUUGACCAACAAGCUAUGGGCGGCUGUGGAACGCACGCGAAUCCGCGUUUUCUACGACAGCCCCGCGUUUGACCUCAUUGCAGACGGAGACACCGUGCGUGGGGUACGGACUCGACAGAAUGACCACUUUGUUGAUUUCCGCGGGCAAGUCAUCCUCGCCUGCGGUGGCUUUGAAGCAUCGUCCCGACUGCGCCGACAGUUCCUUGGAGAGGGAUGGGAUCUGGUGCUGGUGCGCGGCACACGGUUCAACACCGGCACGAUGAUGGAGAAAGCACUUGCGGCGGGAGCGCUGGACACCGGGCACUGGGGUGGCUGUCAUGCUUCUCCGCAGGAUUUUGACGCUCCCCGGGUGGGUGAUCUGAAGGUCAAGGAUUCAAUGAGUCGCUACUCAUGGGUAUACGGAAUUAUGGUCAAUCAAGAUGGAAAAAGAUUCCUUGAUGAAGGGGAGAAUAUGGUUGCUGUCACAUAUGCGAAGACUGGUGCGCUGAUCGGAAAACAACCCAAUGCCACCGCAUUCCAAGUCUUCGACCAGAAAAUAUUGCAUCUCCUAGAGCCCCGGUAUGAGACGGGGACCCCUAUUGUGGCGGAGACCUUUGAGGAGUUGGCUGAGAAGAUGGGGAUUGAAAAGCGACAGUUCCUUAAUACAAUGGAUCAGUACAAUGCUGCGACGCCAAAGGGGGAGUUCAGUCCAUUUAUUCUCGAUGGCCUGUCAACUGGAGAUCAGCUUGAGUUCCCGAAGAGCAACUGGGCUGUACCGCUUGAUCGGCCCCCAUUCGUUGCGUAUAAAGUGACUUGUGGCAUUACAUUCACCUAUGCCGGCUUGAAGACUGAUACGUCCGCACGAGUUCUCAACAAAGAGUCCAAGAUCAUGCCCGGACUAUUCGCAGUAGGAGAGAUCAGCGGAGGCUUCUUCUCGUUCAAUUAUCCUGGUGGCGCGGGUUUAGUAAAGGGAGCUGUCUUCGGUCGAAUUGCCGGUCAGCUUGCGGCCCAGAAGGCUAGGGAGAUACCAUUUAUAAGUGUUCUCUAG
Aspergillus candidus is the source of this 1515-nucleotide messenger RNA. RefSeq names its product FAD/NAD(P)-binding domain-containing protein. The coding region runs from base 1 to 1515 and encodes 504 amino acids. The transcript has 2 exons. The record is from RefSeq and is a predicted model, not a curated record. Lineage: Eukaryota; Fungi; Ascomycota; Eurotiomycetes; Eurotiales; Aspergillaceae.